Messenger RNA from Paralichthys olivaceus (Japanese flounder), 1112 nucleotides. RefSeq names its product probable thiopurine S-methyltransferase. Gene Ontology annotation, molecular function: thiopurine S-methyltransferase activity. NCBI's taxonomy places the organism in Eukaryota, Metazoa, Chordata, Actinopteri, Pleuronectiformes, Paralichthyidae. The record is from RefSeq and is a predicted model, not a curated record.
GUUUUCAUUGUAACCUCAAAUAAUCUCCCUUCAUUCAUUCAUCCCUCAGAUUCCUCCCUGUGUUUCCUGCAGCUGAGCCUGACAGACCGGACCGAGGGCAGCAGCUCUCCUGCAGGUGGGUCCUGCUGUAUUGAUUGAUCCGGUUAAAUUGAGCUCAACAAACAUCAGCUGUUCACCGACAAACAUGCAGGAGUCACAUUUUGUUCUGCUUUUGCUCUGCUCGCUUCUGCUCGAUGCUGCUUCCAGUUGGGGUCAGGACAACGUAACCGCCAUGCUGGAACCGCAGGCCGACCGGGUCAUGGCGCUCGGAGAAUGGGAGGAACGCUGGCAGGAGGACAGGAUCGGCUUCCAUCAGCCUCACGUACACAAGAUGCUGGAGAACAAUGUCGAUAAAGUUCUCGCUGGACGGACGGGAGUUGGUUUCUUCUUCCCUCUCUGUGGGAAAGCAGUGGAUAUGAAGUGGUUAGCAGACAUGGGCCACUCGGUGGUCGGGGUGGAGAUCAGUGAAAAGGCUAUAAAACAGUUCUUUGAGGAGAAUAACUUGACGUACAGCGAGGAGCCUGUCGCCGCCAUACCUGGAGCAAAGGUUUACAAGAGCUCAGAGAAAAACAUCUCUCUGUAUCAGUGCGACCUGUACAGCUUCUCCAGCUCCAUCGAAGGUCAGUUCGGGGCGAUUUGGGACAGAGGCGCUCUGGUGGCCAUCAACCCGAGAGACAGAGAAAAGUAUGCGUCUCUCAUCGUUUCUCUCAUGGCCAAAGACUGCAGAUACCUUCUGGACACUUUGCUGUACAAUCCAGAAUUAUAUAAAGGUCCUCCGUUCUUGGUGCCUGACGAGCAAGUGCAGAGCCUGUUUGGGAGCAGCUGUGAUAUCGAGCGGCUGCAGUCCGUGGACGCCUUCACAGACAGACAUCGAGGCUGGGGGCUGGACUACCUGACUGAAAACGUGCACCUCAUCACUCCGAAGAACAGUUAAAACCCACAGCGUGGAAAAACUGAUCUUUGGCAUUUUAAUGCAUUCCUUUUACGCUGAGAUAUUUUCUGUCUAGUUUUUAGGAAGUACGAAGCUGAAUGGAACGUCCUGUAAGAAUUAUAAAAUAACAAGGAACAUGAGA